UCCAGUAUCACAGAAACUCUGAAAGAGUUUACCUCGAGACUAAUAAGAACAUAACCAACCAACAAUCUAUACUGCGAAAAUCGACCAUGAUGUGGCGGAGGGCCAACAAGAGACCAUAGAUGGAUUAGGUGCAAAAACUGCUGAGCUCCAAGAGUCCGCUCCAUCCUGCUGAUGUUACUAUCAUAAAUCUCUGGUGUGAGUGGGUUAUUACGAGUGAAAAGUGCCAUUGAUGCUAGCAUUCCUCGUAGAGAGGAGUUAGUAAUAUUUCCACAGUAGCCCAUCAGUUCUGCUCGAUCACAGUUAUCAGUAAAUAAAGUAAAUUUCCAAAUCUGGAAAGUCAUGCGUUGUUUGAAAAUUCCUACAAUAUACUGUUAUUUGAAGAGUUUUAGGGGUCCCCUGCAUUUGGGUUCAACUUCUGCAACUAAUGUCUCUUAUCCAUUGAAUUCAAUCUGUUUGUCGGUAAAUUCUAGAGUUAAUUUUUGGACCCAACUCGCUUCUAUUUCAAGCCUCAAGGUCGUUUGGCGAAAGGAUCGCCAUCUAGACCAGGCAAUCGAGAAUGACAAGGUGUGGCGUCUCAGCGCCAGAGUCGUCAAAGAAGUCCUGAAUGAACCCGGGCAGGUUAUUCCCCUCCGUUAUCUUGAGAAACGUCGAGAAAGAAUGCGACUUCAGGUCAAUGUCAAGACUUUCCUCAAUAGAAACCCCGGGUUGUUCGAUAUUUACCUUGAUCGGAUCAAACCAAAGACCGAGCCUGUUCCGUUUCUUCGCCCUAGCAGCAGGCUUCGAUGCUUUCUUGAGGAAGAGAAGCAGAUAAAGGAUGAGAAUGAACCGCUCAUUGUUGCCAAAUUGUGCAAAUUGCUCAUGAUGUCCAGGGACAAAGUGGUCAGUGCUGAUAAACUGCUUCAUGUGAAGAGAGAUUUUGGCUUUUCAGAUGAUUUCUUGUGCAGUUUGGUCCCCAAGUAUCCACAUUUGUUUAGGUUGGUUGGGAGCCCAGGAGAGGGCAAGUCAUUCUUGGAAUUGGUUUCAUGGAACACUGAGUAUGCUCAAUCAGUUAUCGAACGGAGAGCAGAAGAGGAGUCUAAGUUAACAGGGAUCCGAGUCAGGCCUUCAUUUAAUGUUAAGCUGCCUCCUGGGUUCUUCCUUAAGAAAGAAAUGAGGGAAUGGACUAGAGACUGGAUGGAGCUUCCCUAUAUAUCUCCUUAUGCUGAUGUUUCUCACUUGGAUCAGGCUUCACCUGAGAUGGAGAAAAGGACAGUUGGAGUAUUUCAUGAGUUGCUUUCAUUGUCCAUUCUUAAAAGGGUGCCUGUGGCAACACUGGGAAAAUUCAGGGAAGAGUAUCGAUUCUCGAAUGCAUUUUCUAGUGUUUUCACCAGGCAUUCAGGGAUAUUCUACAUGUCUUUGAAAGGUGGAAUAGAAACAGCAAUCCUUAGGGAAGCCUACCAUGAAUCAGAACUGAUUGACCGAGACCCACUGCUUGCUAUAAAAGACAAAUUUGUUGAGUUGUUGGCUGAAGGGCACCAUGAGAGAGCAGAGCUCUUGAGAUUGAGGAAGGAAGCAGUUCAGAGGGACAUGGAAAUGGUAUCUGUAAGGAAUUCAGGAGCAGGGCUCAAUGAGUGUGAUGAAGGUCUUUGAGCAUUUAUAUUCAGGAACAGGAGAUAAUAAUGCUUUUAACAGGGAUUUGACAGAGUAUGAAAGAAUGCAGCAUUCCAUGUGACAAAAAGUUAUAACAUAAGUUCAUUUUGUUUAAUUAAAAAUGAAGUUGACAUUAUGUUUCUCCAACACAUCAAGCGAUUUUUUUUUUGCACAGUUGCCUACUUUUAUAUUCAAGAUGCUAUUUGAGUUGGAGAUGAUCUUGAGUUUUACCAGAUUCAUAUUGUAGAUAAAACAUAGACAGUCAACCAAGAGAAAUGAAACAAUUCUGAAGUUUUAAUUGAUCUAGUUGCUCCUGUGUGCCUGAAAAGCGAGGCCCAGAAGAUUGGUUAUUUUGGUGAUUAUUUGCAUUGUGCAGCUGUUAAAAGCCAGCAAACAUAUCAUGGUUUGAAGUUCAUGAAUAUAUCUUGAAGAAAAUCUAUCAUAUUUGUGAAAUUUGAGGUAAGCAUUUUUAUUUAUU
This is a messenger RNA of Nelumbo nucifera (sacred lotus), 2107 nucleotides long. RefSeq names its product Ubiquitin carboxyl-terminal hydrolase family protein. Gene Ontology annotation, molecular function: RNA binding. The record is from RefSeq and is a predicted model, not a curated record. Lineage: Eukaryota; Viridiplantae; Streptophyta; Magnoliopsida; Proteales; Nelumbonaceae.